Messenger RNA from Homo sapiens (human), 5993 nucleotides. RefSeq names its product solute carrier family 3 member 1 (gene SLC3A1). Bases 57 to 1751 code for a protein of 564 amino acids. The record is from RefSeq and is a predicted model, not a curated record. Gene Ontology annotation, biological process: aspartate transmembrane transport; amino acid transport; basic amino acid transmembrane transport. Gene Ontology annotation, cellular component: plasma membrane; vacuolar membrane; apical plasma membrane. The transcript has 10 exons. Gene Ontology annotation, molecular function: L-amino acid transmembrane transporter activity; protein-containing complex binding. NCBI's taxonomy places the organism in Eukaryota, Metazoa, Chordata, Mammalia, Primates, Hominidae.
ACUCUUCCACCUCCCUUACUGCAGGAAGGCACUCCGAAGACAUAAGUCGGUGAGACAUGGCUGAAGAUAAAAGCAAGAGAGACUCCAUCGAGAUGAGUAUGAAGGGAUGCCAGACAAACAACGGGUUUGUCCAUAAUGAAGACAUUCUGGAGCAGACCCCGGAUCCAGGAAGCUCAACAGACAACCUGAAGCACAGCACCAGGGGCAUCCUUGGCUCCCAGGAGCCCGACUUCAAGGGCGUCCAGCCCUAUGCGGGGAUGCCCAAGGAGGUGCUGUUCCAGUUCUCUGGCCAGGCCCGCUACCGCAUACCUCGGGAGAUCCUCUUCUGGCUCACAGUGGCUUCUGUGCUGGUGCUCAUCGCGGCCACCAUAGCCAUCAUUGCCCUCUCUCCAAAGUGCCUAGACUGGUGGCAGGAGGGGCCCAUGUACCAGAUCUACCCAAGGUCUUUCAAGGACAGUAACAAGGAUGGGAACGGAGAUCUGAAAGGUAUUCAAGAUAAACUGGACUACAUCACAGCUUUAAAUAUAAAAACUGUUUGGAUUACUUCAUUUUAUAAAUCGUCCCUUAAAGAUUUCAGAUAUGGUGUUGAAGAUUUCCGGGAAGUUGAUCCCAUUUUUGGAACGAUGGAAGAUUUUGAGAAUCUGGUUGCAGCCAUACAUGAUAAAGGUUUAAAAUUAAUCAUCGAUUUCAUACCAAACCACACGAGUGAUAAACAUAUUUGGUUUCAAUUGAGUCGGACACGGACAGGAAAAUAUACUGAUUAUUAUAUCUGGCAUGACUGUACCCAUGAAAAUGGCAAAACCAUUCCACCCAACAACUGGUUAAGUGUGUAUGGAAACUCCAGUUGGCACUUUGACGAAGUGCGAAACCAAUGUUAUUUUCAUCAGUUUAUGAAAGAGCAACCUGAUUUAAAUUUCCGCAAUCCUGAUGUUCAAGAAGAAAUAAAAGAAAUUUUACGGUUCUGGCUCACAAAGGGUGUUGAUGGUUUUAGUUUGGAUGCUGUUAAAUUCCUCCUAGAAGCAAAGCACCUGAGAGAUGAGAUCCAAGUAAAUAAGACCCAAAUCCCGGACACGGUCACACAAUACUCGGAGCUGUACCAUGACUUCACCACCACGCAGGUGGGAAUGCACGACAUUGUCCGCAGCUUCCGGCAGACCAUGGACCAAUACAGCACGGAGCCCGGCAGAUACAGGUUCAUGGGGACUGAAGCCUAUGCAGAGAGUAUUGACAGGACCGUGAUGUACUAUGGAUUGCCAUUUAUCCAAGAAGCUGAUUUUCCCUUCAACAAUUACCUCAGCAUGCUAGACACUGUUUCUGGGAACAGCGUGUAUGAGGUUAUCACAUCCUGGAUGGAAAACAUGCCAGAAGGAAAAUGGCCUAACUGGAUGAUUGGUGGACCAGACAGUUCACGGCUGACUUCGCGUUUGGGGAAUCAGUAUGUCAACGUGAUGAACAUGCUUCUUUUCACACUCCCUGGAACUCCUAUAACUUACUAUGGAGAAGAAAUUGGAAUGGGAAAUAUUGUAGCCGCAAAUCUCAAUGAAAGCUAUGAUAUUAAUACCCUUCGCUCAAAGUCACCAAUGCAGUGGGACAAUAGUUCAAAUGCUGGUUUUUCUGAAGCUAGUAACACCUGGUUACCUACCAAUUCAGAUUACCACACUGUGAAUGUUGAUUCUUGCUCCGUCACCCAUGCUCGAGUGCAGUGGCGUGAUCUCGGCACACUGCAGCCUCUGCUUCCUGGGUUCAAGUGAUUCUCCUGCUGCAGCCUCCCAAGUAGCUGGGAUUACAGGUGCACGUCAUUAUGCCCGGGUAAUUUCUGUAUUUUUUAGUAGAGAUGGUGUUUCACCAUGUUGGCCAGGCUGGUCUUGAACUCCUGACCUCUGGUGAUCUGUCUGCCUUGCCUCCCAAAGUGCUAGGAUUACGGGCCUGAGCCACCUUGCCUGGCCUGCAAAAUUUGUUUUUAAUAGAAGACACAAGAAAUGAUUUAAAUAUUUUAUCAACAGAAAACCAGUUCUAUCAACUAUGGGCCCAGUAUGCAGCUUUUAAAAAUGACAGUUCUAUAUACAUUGAUAUGAGACCAUUUCAAACAGGUAUUCAAUAAAGUAUAGAAUGGUAACAUAUCACCAACUGUGUAAAGAAAAAUAUAUAAACAUAUGAAAUGAUACAUUCUGUGCCUAUGCAAACAUAUGAUACAUUAAAAACAAAAGAACAUAUAGUGCCUGUCUCUGAGGGGAACUGUGAAGCUAUGGAAAGGUGUUGAAGAAAACCUUUUUAUAGUAUGUAUUCUUGUAAUUGAAUAAAAAAUAAAAUUACAAAAAUCAGGCUUGGAAGUAUUUAAUAGCAGACAAAAUAUAGUUCAAUAUGAAAAGCAUUAUAUGAGACAAAGGCAAUUUUCAAAAAUUGAUAAAACAUUCCACCAAAAAUCAUGACUACGCAUCUAACAGCUUCAAAAUAUAGAAAAUACUCAAAUGCAAAAUCAACAAAUCUGCAAUUACAGAAAAAGACUUCAACAUACUUUUAGAAAGUAGUAACUCAAGUAGACAAUAAUAGCUAACACUUACCGGGCACUUCUUAUGUGAGUGGCACUGAAACAUGUGCUUUCAUGCAUUACCUAAGGCUAGAGAAAAUGUUAAUAACUUAGACAAGUCAUACAUGUAUCAUAAAUAUCUUUGUACCUGACAAACAGAAUAAACAUCUUUUUAAACACCAUUAGAUAAUUAUUUAAAGACCACAUAUUGGGAACCUACCCCUAAAGAACAAUAACAACCACAAUAACAACUAUCACCCCAGUAAACAUGGCUGGCAAGAAUACAAUUAAAUGAACAUUAUCACUGAUUUGGCAACAGCUCUUAUGAAGAAUAAUUUGGCAUUAUGUAUCAAGUGCCCAUACUCUUUGACAAAGUAACUGUCUUUCUGAUAAUCUAUCUUAAGUAAUACAAAAAUGGGGGGAGGGGAAUAAAAAUACAAAAUAUUAGAAACACUAUCGUCAAAAUGAAAGGGCAUGGCUGAGUAUGGUACAACCGUUCAACAGAAUAUUGUCAUUAAAAACAUUUAUGGAGGCUAUAUUAUAUAGUCAAUAACAGAAAAUGCUUGAAAGGUUAGAAGUACAUCAUCAAAUUAUGUUUUAUAUAGCUGUAAAAUAAACCCAAAUCAUCUUUAAUGAACACAUACUAUUAUGGUAAAAAAAAGUCUACAAUUUCUAACUUUCACCUUAGGCAGCUUUUUAUUUUGCAUCCUUUUUUUCAACUUUGUCUUCUAUUAGCUGUGCAAGAAAUACAUGUCUGCUAAAGUUACACGAUCUUCGCACAACAGCAACCUACACAUUAGUCUACAAAGGGGAACAAACCCAAAUUCCUCAGAAGUCUGAGUCCACUGUUGCCUUCUUUCUGGCCAUCUGGCAGUUACAAUAUAGCACAGAAUGACUAUGCAAGUUAAAUAUUCAUCUUAGACAUGGACAUUUGCUUUGGGACUCCUAAAGUGGAGUCAAAUUUGAUCUCUACAGAAACUCUACAAUGUAGCAGAGCACUGUGCGUACUUAUUGACUCCCAGACAAGCCGAAACCCCGAAUUUGUCAUUUCUAUCAGUUUUUAUAUAAAUUGUUCUUACCUACUUAUUGAUGCUUACAAUUUGGCAAUUAUAAGGGGCAAAAUUGGAGCAAGUGUUUUGGGUAAAUAACUCCUUACAAUAUAUUAAAAAUACUUACAAACAAUUCUUAGAAUCAAACACUUACGUAAAUACUUUUUUAAAAAAAUAGGUCCAAAAGACUCAGCCCAGAUCGGCUUUGAAGUUAUAUCAAGAUUUAAGUCUACUUCAUGCCAAUGAGCUACUCCUCAACAGGGGCUGGUUUUGCCAUUUGAGGAAUGACAGCCACUAUGUUGUGUACACAAGAGAGCUGGAUGGCAUCGACAGAAUCUUUAUCGUGGUUCUGAAUUUUGGAGAAUCAACACUGUUAAAUCUACAUAAUAUGAUUUCGGGCCUUCCCGCUAAAAUGAGAAUAAGGUUAAGUACCAAUUCUGCCGACAAAGGCAGUAAAGUUGAUACAAGUGGCAUUUUUCUGGACAAGGGAGAGGGACUCAUCUUUGAACACAACACGAAGAAUCUCCUUCAUCGCCAAACAGCUUUCAGAGAUAGAUGCUUUGUUUCCAAUCGAGCAUGCUAUUCCAGUGUACUGAACAUACUGUAUACCUCGUGUUAGGCACCUUUAUGAAGAGAUGAAGACACUGGCAUUUCAGUGGGAUUGUAAGCAUUUGUAAUAGCUUCAUGUACAGCAUGCUGCUUGGUGAACAAUCAUUAAUUCUUCGAUAUUUCUGUAGCUUGAAUGUAACUGCUUUAAGAAAGGUUCUCAAAUGUUUUGAAAAAAAUAAAAUGUUUAAAAGUAAAUUAUGGCUUAUAGGAGCUUAUAACUUUAUUCAGAUAGCAUCAAUCAGGGAUGACCAGAACACAUUAGGACCCCAGAUUAUUCAAAAACUUUAACGAAUUUUAAGGGGAAGAAUUUUAUCUUUUCCCUUAAAAUGCAGUCAUAGAAAUUAGAGGAUGACUCACUGCCACAGUGUCUAAAAGCAUUUGCUAGCAAAGAGGCAGGACACUAAUUUGUAAACUGCUCAACUGUUCUGACUGGAAGGGAGGCCUGGAGCUCUGCUAUCACCAAUCCUUCCCUUCCCUCUACUCCACAUCCUUCUAAGGAGCAUGAUUUGAAAAUUACUUUCCUAGGUUAAUGGGCAUGUGCAUCAAUGGAGAGAAUAGUAUAAGCAAGUGAGAUGUAGACUAAGCAAAAUUUAGAUGGAGAAGCACAUUUUAAAAAAUUAAUAACUUAAAAGUCUCAAGUUAUUAAUUUUUUUUUUGCUAACUCAAUUGGAAGUAAGACUAUGAAAUAUUUCAGUGUGUUUCCAAUUCCCAGUUGAAUGCAGUGUUUCAGAAUUUCAGGUAUUUCUUAAGAUCCUCGAAAACACUGGUGCUGUCAAGUCCAAGUUCCUCGUACAGGAAUUUAAUUUGGGCUGUAAUCUAAAAGAAACACAUUAAAAAAAUUAAAUAGAAGGCCUUUGUAGUAAAAUGCCACUGUUUAAGCUUCUCUUUAUCUAUCCAUCUUUACCUAACCGUGAAGUCAGCAAUUUAUGGCAAGAAUACUUUCAUUCGAGAGAGAGGCAGAAGGCUUCCAACAAUUAAGAUUAAAUUAUUUUCUUUAACAGAGCUCACGUAUCAAGUACAAGAGAGAGACAUUUCUCUUGAUUGACACAGUGUCCCUCCCUCCCCUCCUGGGUCUCACCCAUAGAUAGGACAUUUGUGAAGUGGCUUUGUCAUAAACCUGCUGCAACCACUGAAAAUGUGAAAACAACAUGUAUCUAGUUCGGGAAUCUGUCCACUGAGAGGGCCUUGAUAACAUACCUUUUUGUGAGAAUCCUCAAUUACAUGAUUGCCUCCAGGCUGAAUAUCUAGAAUAAUAUUAGGGGUCUGAUAGCCUGGAAGAGUUAACAUGUAGAACAAUUAGAAGAUUGUAUGGGAUCUUCUUUGGAAGAUCGAGACCCAUUCCUCCCCUCUUCUUUGAGUACUCAGUUCAAAUAAUAGUAAAGGAAUAAAAAGCAAAAACCACCAUCAUCAACAAAAAGAUGGGAGGGGACAAGCAACAGAAGACAAACUUCUGACACAGCGAAAGCAGGAAGAGGCCGUAUGGAAAAGACUAUAUGGUGCCACACGGACAAGGUUGAAACCCAGGAGAUCAUCAACCUGCCCUGUGGAAUCUGAGAGUCUUAUGCCCUGGAAACACCAACUACAGCAAUGGAUGGGGGUGACAAAUGGAGAUGAAUACAGGGAGACUGAUAUGGCAUGUAGUUUCAAGGCAAAAGGGAGGGAUUCUUAUCUCAUAAAGCUGAAACAGCUAGCUAGAGGAAAUUCAUGCAGCUAAACAGUUUGGGCACUGAUGGCCCAAAACAAAAAUCUCAGAAUCUGUCUUUUAGAGAUUCCCAAGAAUAACGGCUCAAUAAAUAUUGUUAAAUGAA